This is a messenger RNA of Rotaria sordida, 3324 nucleotides long. Lineage: Eukaryota; Metazoa; Rotifera; Eurotatoria; Philodinida; Philodinidae. The record is from the annotation of a GenBank genome assembly.
AUGGGUCCAUUAAAAGUCGUCCUGUUGACUGAAUCUAAUUCACUCACAGGAAAUGAAGCUCUACCAUAUAAAUAUUAUGGACAAAAAUUAUGGACAAAGAUUCAAUCUAUUGUUGAAGAACUUCAUUAUCGAUGUGAAUCAGUUGAUUUACAUAAACUCGAUUUUCAAGAGCAUGAAUCAGUUAAUAAAUUUCUCAAUGCUGAUAUUGUUAUUAUGGAUGUUACUAAUCAAGAUCGACGUCCAACAUUUAUGUAUCAUAAAGGUAAUCGAGAAAGUAUGGAUUGUAUGGAUGAUAUCGUAUUAAUACAAGCUAGUGGCGUAGAAAAUGAUAGUGCUAUUCAUGAUCUCAAAACAACAUGUAAAAUAAAAUUAUUAAUUGUUUAUCGAUAUGAUGAAAGUAAAGAUGUUUUUUAUGAUACAACACAAUCAACAUAUCCGUUUCCAUUACUUAACACAAAUCUUAAGAAUUUCUUAGAACGAGCUGCUGAUAAUAUUCAAAAAGGACUUGCUGAUCGAUAUAUAUCUCGUAUGAAUACACGAAAACUUGAAUUACAAGAUAGUCAAACUUAUCGUGAUUUUUUAUGGAAUGAAGUAUGUGGUGAAAUGUUAAAUGAAAUAAAUCAAGAAUAUGUAACACCUAAAUUAAUUACAAAAUUAAUGUAUGCUUUUCGAGAUAUUCAAGAUUAUGAAUCAAUGAUAAAUUUAAAUCAACGUUGUGAACAAUUGGGAGAAAUAGCGAAAAAAAUCAAAAAUAAUAUGAUGAUUUCAUAUUUAACUGCAUUUGCUCGUAGUCGACGAAAUCAACCUGGUGAUCGUGAUGAAGCAUUAAAUAUUCUUGAACAUUUAUGUCAAACAAAAAAAACUGAAAGUGAAUUAUCAAAUGAUGUUAUUUGUUUAUGUGGAAGAAUUUAUAAAGAUAAAUUUACUGAAUCAUUUUGUCAAGAUCAAGAUUCUUUAGAAAAAGCUAUUGAAUGGUAUAGAAGAGGUUUUGCUGCUGAUCCAAAUAUAUAUGCUGGUAUUAAUUUAUUAUUUCUAUUAGCAAUUAAAAUUGAAGAUUUAAAAAAGAAUAAUGAAGUAUAUAGAAUUAUUAUUCAACUCAAUGCAUUACUUGGUAAAAAAGGUCGUUCACUUCGAGAUUUAACAGAUUAUUGGGAUGUAGCAACAUAUUUUGAACUUCAUGCUGUUCAACGUGAUUGGUCAAAAGCAUGUUUAGCUGCAUUACAUAUGUAUUUAUUAAAUCCUCCAAUAUGGUAUUUAAAAUCAACAAUAAAUAAUUUAAAAAUUCUUCAUCAAGCAACACGUAUGCGUGAUCAACAAAAACUUCGAACACAACAUUCAACUAGUUCCGAUGAUGAAGUUGUUUAUAGUUUUUGGAUAGAUUUUUUUAGUGAUGCAAUUAAUUCAAAUUCAACAUCACCUGAAGAAAGAGAAUUACCAGCACAAGUACCUAUUCUUGUUUGUGAUAAUUAUGAAAAAAAUGAUGGAACAAUAUUAAAAAAUGUUUAUGUUGAAUCACAUUUACAAUUAAAUUUUCAUACUGGUAGUGAACCAGAAACACUUGUUAUACGUACACUUGAAAAACAAAAACAAUUACAAAAAGAUGAAAGUGUAAGAACAAUUGAAAUGAAUUCAAUUAGAUCAAUUAUAAAUGUUAAACGAGAUAAUCGAUCUGUUUUUCUUUAUGCAUAUGAAAAUGCUGAAGCAUUUUUAUCUGUUGAACUUCAAAUAUUUUUUGCAUCAGCUGAACGUCGUACAGCAUUCAAUGAAAAAAUGUCAAAAUAUCGAUUACAAACAAGUAUUUCUGAAGCUGAACCAAAAUUUGAUCUUGUUUUUGAUCGUGAUCCACAUGAACAACGUACUGCACUUGGUCAAGGUACAUAUGGAAAAGUUUAUGUUGCACAUGAUCGUUAUACAAUGAAGAAAUUUGCUGUCAAAGAAAUUCCUAUGAGAAAUCCAGUAUAUACAGAUGUAUUAGAAAAUGAAAUCAAAAUUUUAUCAACACUUAGUCAUAAAAACAUUGUAACUUAUUAUGGUUCAGCAAUCGAUCGCUCAAAAAAACAACCUUUCUUUCAAAUUAUUAUGGAAUAUGUUGAUGGUGGUAGUCUUUCACAACAUCUUUCAAAAUUUGGACAAUUUCAAGAGCCAGUUAUUAGAAAUUAUACUCGACAACUUUUAGAAGGUUUACAAUAUUUACAUGAAAAUCAUAUUUUACAUCGAGAUAUUAAAUCAGCUAAUAUUCUUGUUAAUUCAAGAGGAGAAAUAAAAAUUGCUGAUUUUGGUACAUCAAAACGUCUUGCUGGUCUUCAACUUUGUACAGAAGAUAGUGUUGGUACUCUUCAAUAUAUGAGUCCUGAUGUUGUACUUGUACCUCCAAUGGGUUAUGGACCUGAAGUUGAUAUCUGGAGUGUUGGAUGUACAGUUAUUGAAAUGGCAACGGGUAAAAUGCCAUUUCAUAAAAUUGUUAAUACGGGUGCAUUAUUAUUGAAACUUGGUAAUGAACGACAACCACCAGAUAUUCCACAAGAAUUAUCAGACACAGCAAAAGAUUUUCUAGCCAAAUGUUUUGAACCUACUCAAAAACGUCCAUCAGCUAAAGAUCUAUUAAAUCAUCCAUUUUUUAAAACAAAACCUGUAUCAUCACGAGAACCUAAUGGAAAUAGUGGAGAAAAAACACAUGAUAGUGGAAUACAUGUAUCGAAUCCUCCUGAGACGUAUCAUCGAAGUGUUAGUGAAGAACCAGGUGUACUUGAACCAGCACGCGGUCUUGAAGCACAAAUAUCAAUUGAUGAUCGUCGUCGAUCAGAAUUAAUGCAUAUUUUACGAGAUAAUGAUAGUAGAGAAGAUCUUCUUGGUCAAUGGAUGGAUUUAAUCGAUGAAAAAAAUGAAACAGAAGUUUUGACAAUUGAUAAAUUACGAAUAUUAUUAUUAGGUAUUUGUGAAUAUUUAGAAGAUUCAAAUGAACGUUCAUUACAAAAUGCACUUGAUCAAAUAUGUGAUAAAUCAGAAUUGGAUAGUGAUUCAAGAACUGAUCUUGAACGAGCAUGUUAUCUAUUCAUUAAAGCCACAAUCAGUAAAACAAUUGGAUUAUUUUUACCGGUUGAAACAUCACCAGCAGUUGAAGAUACGGAUUCUGAAAAUGUGACAACGCCCGUCGCAGAAGAACGAAAUACAUCGAGUUCUUUAACACCAAUGGCAGCAGCAUUACAACAAAUGGCACGAUCACGCUCACUAAUUGCUAUUGAACAAGAACAUGACCGUUUGCUCAAGUCUAUGAUUGAUAAUCGGAUCCGUCUCAAUCAAUUACUUCAUUCAUCGAACAUAUGA